UCUCACCAGUGAGGGACUUCUGUGGUGACGUCAUGGAAUUGGCAUAUGUAUGCGAGUGGGACAAACGUCAGAAGAGCACACACUGUCCCUCAAUCCCGCUGGUAUGUUCCUGGUCCUGUAGGAACCUGGUGGCCUUUACCACUGACCUCAAGAACGAAGAAGAAGACAAAGAUGUCAGUCACAUGAUUCAUAUCAUUGACACUGAACACCCCUGGGAUGUUUACUCCAUCAGCUCUGGACACUCUGAGGUCAUUUCCUGUCUGGAGUGGGAUCACUCAGGUUCUCGUCUGCUGUCAGCUGAUGGUAACGGUCAGAUUAAGUGCUGGGCCAUGUCAGAUCACCUGGUGAACAGCUGGGAGUCUGUUCUGUCCAGUUCUCUGGAAGGAGACCCCAUUGUGGCUCUGAGCUGGCUGCACAACGGCGUUAAACUGGCUCUGCAUGUGGAGAUGUCCGGUUCUACCAACUUUGGUGAGAAAUUCUCUCGUGUGAAGUUCUCUCCAUCCAUGACUCUGUUCGGUGGGAAGCCAAUGGAGGGCUGGUUGGCGGUGACAGUCAGUGGUCUGGUCACCGUAUCACUAAUGAAACCCGGUGGCGCUCUGCUGACAGCCAGCGAGAGUCUGUGUCGACUGAGAGGACGGGUGGCGCUGGCCGACAUUGCCUUCACAGGAGGAGGAAAUAUUGUAGUGGCAGCGACUGACGGCAGCAGCACAUCACCGGUCCAGUUCUACAAGGUGGUGGUCAGUGUGGUCAGUGAGAAGUGUCGUAUCGACACAGAGCUGCUGCCGUCGCUCUUCCUGCGCUGCACCACCGACCCGCUGAGGAAAGAGAAGUAUCCCAGUGUGACGCAGCUCAGGUUCCUGACCAGAGAAAACUCUGAGCAGGUGCUCCUGUGUGCAUCCAAUCACAGUGGCAGCAUUGUAGAAUGCUGGUCUCUGAGGAAGGAGGGACUUCCUGUCAACAACAUCUUCCAGCAUCGCUCCCCAGUCGUGGGGGAGAAGCAGCCCACCAUCCUGAAGUGGAGGAUCCUGACCACCACCAACGACCUGGAGAGAGUGUCGGCCGUGGCUCUGCCCAAACUGCCCAUUUCCAUCUCCAACACUGACCUGAAGGUGGCAUCAGACACUAAGUUCUUUCCAGGACUGGGACUGGCUCUAGCGUUCCACGAUGGAAGUAUUCAGAUCCUCCACCGUCUGUCACUCCACACCAUGGGUGUUUUCCAUGGUCUGUCAUCCAAUCAGAGACCUGGAGAUGAGGCGGUCAUCAAACGGCAGAGAACGGGAGGCCCCGCACUUCACUUCAAAGCCCUGCAAUUCUCCUGGACGUCAUUGGCUCUGGCUGGGGUUGACAACCACGGAAAGCUCCACAUGCUGCGUGUGUCGCCCUCUAUGGGCCAGGUGCUAGACAUGAACACUACGCUGCGCCACCUGCUGUUCCUGCUGGAGUACUGCAUGGUGACGGGCUAUGACUGGUGGGACGUCCUGCUGCACGUUCAGCCCACCAUGGUCCACAACCUGGUGGAGAAGCUGCACGAGGAGUACAUGAGGCAGAACCAGGCACUGCAGCAGGUCUUGGCCACAAGAAUCGUGGCUGUGAAGGCGUCCCUGUGUAAACUGUCCACGGCCACAGCGGCGAGAGCCUGCGACUUCCACGCCAAACUGUUACUGAUGGCCAUCAGCUCCACCCUGAAGUCGCUGCUGAGGCCACUGGUCCUCAACAUGCCUGACAAGAGUCCAGGAGACCGUCUGAGUGAGAUCUGCUCCAAGAACACAGACACAGACAUUGACAAGGUGAUGCUCAACCUGAAAACGGAGGAGUUUGUGUUGGACGGUCCUCCGCUCCAGUCACUGCAGCAGCUCAUCCAGUGGGUGGCAGACUUCGUCCUCUACCUGCUGGCUAAUCUGCCUAAUCAGGGCUCUAUGGUGCGUCCAGGCUUCGGCUUUAUGAGGGAUGGAGCCUCUCUAGGUCUGCUCAGAGAAAUGCUGGUGAUGAUCCGAAUCUGGGGGCUGUUCAAGUCGGGGUGCCUGCCCACCUUCACUGCCAUGUCUGACAACCAGGACAGUCUGCAGCUGCUCUUCAGACUACUGACCAGGCUGUGGCUCUGCUCCCGGGAUGACGGUCCGGCCCAGGAGCCUGACGAGUCCUUGAUCGACGAGUGCUGCCUGCUGCCCAGUCAGCUGCUGGUGCCGGCUCUGGAUUGGCUGCCCAUCAACGACGGCAUCAUCGUCAAACUGCAGGGAAAACAUCCAAUCAGACUGCAGUUUGGAAAAGCUGUGUCUCUGCACGGAGGAGGGGGAGGAGGAGGAGGAGCUCUGGACGUCUUCACCAGGACUUCCAGCUCUCAGAAGGUGGACAACCUGCGUUGUGUUCAUAUGGGAGUCAGCCCCACGGAGGAGAGUAAAGCCUGCACCAGGUGUGGCUGUGUGACCAUGCUCCGUUCUCCCAACAAAACCAACGCCAUGAAGCAGUGGGAGCAGCGUUGGAUCAAAAACUGUCUGUGUGGAGGUCUGUGGAGGAGGAUCCCUCCGGCUCCACCCACUUAAGAUCACCUGACCUUUACUUCCUGUUAGUGUUUUAAUUUGUUUGAAUGGUGAUGAAAAAAUCAUUUUGUAAUAAAAGUGUUGACAAAAUAAAACUCCUCUUCUUCUCUUGACCUCCA
Messenger RNA from Cynoglossus semilaevis (tongue sole), 2656 nucleotides. It is a transcript of the gene med16, whose product is annotated as mediator complex subunit 16. The coding region runs from base 33 to 2540 and encodes 835 amino acids. Gene Ontology annotation, biological process: positive regulation of DNA-templated transcription. Gene Ontology annotation, molecular function: protein binding. Lineage: Eukaryota; Metazoa; Chordata; Actinopteri; Pleuronectiformes; Cynoglossidae. The record is from RefSeq and is a predicted model, not a curated record. The transcript has 15 exons. Gene Ontology annotation, cellular component: mediator complex.